This is a messenger RNA of Schistosoma margrebowiei, 1374 nucleotides long. The record is from the annotation of a GenBank genome assembly. Lineage: Eukaryota; Metazoa; Platyhelminthes; Trematoda; Strigeidida; Schistosomatidae.
CGAUAUUUCCUCAAGGCCAACCAGCCGGGUCGAUAAUACUGUCCGGCGUGUUAUGAUCCAGAAUCCAAAGCAGUCACCUGUGUACUGUCCUGGACAUUCACGUCCGGUUGUUGAUAUCUGUUAUAGCGGAGAGACAGAUUGCGGACAUCUUUUCAUCACUGCUUCAAAAGAUGGUAAAGCAAUUCUACGCCAAGGUGAUACAGGAGAUUGGAUUGGAACAUUUUUAGGUCAUAAAGGAGCUGUCUGGUCAUGUGUCUUAGAUAAACAUGCUACUAAGGCUGCUACAGGGGCGGCGGAUUUCACUGCCAAAGUAUGGGAUGCAAACUCCGGUUCGGAGCUCCUUUCAAUCACCCAAGAUCAUAUUGUUCGGUGCGUUGACUUGAGUAAAACUGACUCAGGCGCAAAAUUACUCACUGCUAAUAACUGGAAAAAGAUUUCUGUCUAUGAUCUAAACGCUCCUGAAUCACCCAUAUCCGUAUUCGGGGGACAUGAACAAAUAAUUCGUCGACUGCUAUGGUGUGGCGAAGAUAAACUUGCUUUAUCCAUAUCGGAGGAUAAAACUAUCCGCUUGUGGGAUCUCCGAGAUAUUCUGAAGCCAGCUGCAGUUCAUCAGAUAUGGUCCAAGGAAUUAUCAGACCCAGUCAACGAUAUUCAAUUCCAUAUCCCUUAUAAUGAAGAUCAAGUGAAAGCUGUGGUAGCAUGUGGAAACUCAAUUCAGACUUAUACGUUUGACUGGCGUUAUAGCAACUUGGUAGAAGCACCUGAAGCUUUCCCGAAAUUCAGUCUAUCGUGUCCAGUAAAUUCUGUCAGCUUGCAUCCCACUAAAAAAUUACUUGUAUGUGGUGGAGAUGAUCACAUAAUAUAUCGAUUAAAUUCGGAAACUGGUGAAAUAUUAGAAACCUGCAAGGGACAUUUUGGCCCUCUACAUUGUGUUCGAUUUUCUCCUGAUGGACACGUUUUUGCAAGCGGUAGUGAAGAUGGCACUGUUCGUUUGUGGCAAACUGUUGUUGGAAGUGACUUUGGAUUAUGGAGAUUGACUGUACCGAGUGAAGUUUCUUCUGUUAAUUGCUCAAAUUUAUCUGUAUCUGCCAAAGAUCACUGUAGCACGAAUUUAGCCGAAGUACCGGCUACUGGUGAUACUAUUAAUAGUUGAUCCUUUUACAUAUAUUUUCAUUAUGAAUCUCAUCAGAAAUAUUAUUGUGGUUUUUAUAAUCCAUACCAUUAUGUUAAUGUUAUGGUAAAUUCCAACCAUAAACUACUUCUGCUGAGAAAUAAGUAAGAGGACUUUGUACAGUACUGACCUCAGUCGUCAACCCUGUCAACAGUUUUUUGAAUAGAAUAUUUUUGAUAAAAUAUAAAAUUUAUUUACUCGUA